CCACACUAGCAAAAUCCAACGAUUCAACCACCCAGAACAGCUAUACAGUCAGAAUAAUUACAUUCUCCCACUCAAACAAUUCCAAAUUCUCACAAAAGGAAUAUCUAAAGAGAAGGGAGAAAGAAGCAAUGGCGACCGGCACCACAGGAACCCUCCCCGCACCCACCAUCGACCUCCUCCUCAACCUCAUCGACACCCGGCCCAACUCCAUCCUGGCCUCGCUAUCCCAGCACCCACAACUCGCCUCCGCCUCCGACGCGCACGGCUACUCCCUCGUCCACGCGGCUGUGUCCUACAACCAGCUCCCCGUCCUGCGCGAACUCGUCCAAAAAUAUAACGUCGACGUCGACAAGCUAGACGAAGAUGGCGAGACCCCGCUGUUCGCCGCAGAGCUAGCCAGCGUGGCGCGCACGCUCGUCGAGGAGUUCGGCGCAGACUGGAGGGUUAGGAACAUCGAGGGCAAGACUGCGGAGGAGAAGAUCGCAGAAGAGGAGGGCGAGGCACAUGAGGUGUAUCUAUAUCUGAGGUCUCUGCGGGACGGUGGCCAGUCUGCGAAUGGCGGUGGUGCUGAGGGUGCGGCCAACCUGGCGCAGUUAGAGACCGCGGGCGUUCAUCCUCCGCCUCCGCUGCCAGAUGGUGUCAAGAUUAACGUGGGUACCAUGGAGGAAGAUGCCGUGGGCGACGCUCCCGAUCCAGAGCUCAGGCGGCGCAUAGAGGAGUUGGCGGCUCGCGAGGACUUUCAGACGGAAGAGGUGCAGCAGCAAUUGAGGGAGCUUGUCACAGAAGUGGUCUCGGGGAUAGGUUCCGAACAGUCUGAGCGCAGUGUGAGAAGGAGAGUGGAUUAGAAAAGAAUGAAGGCAUGAAAUUGGCGUCCUCCGCUGCGAUGGAGGGGCGGAUGAAAUGUUUCGCACGAGCGCGGGGCAACAGAAACGAAGAAAAGAAAAUUAUGAGAACUUUAUACCCUGGAUGGUCAUUUAGAUGGAUGCAGUGUAGGAAUAGAGACGAUUCCAUAUCGAAAUAUGCACGUUGGAUAUAUCAAAAGUAGUUUUACAAUAGAGAUCAAAAAUCUCCCAUGGCAUGGUAUUUACAUGCACACUUCAAAUUUCGCUAUAUGCAAUAA
Messenger RNA from Aaosphaeria arxii CBS 175.79, 1120 nucleotides. RefSeq lists its product as uncharacterized. The coding region runs from base 129 to 845 and encodes 238 amino acids. NCBI's taxonomy places the organism in Eukaryota, Fungi, Ascomycota, Dothideomycetes, Pleosporales. The transcript has a single exon. Gene Ontology annotation, molecular function: protein binding. The record is from RefSeq and is a predicted model, not a curated record.